GUCUGCACCACGUUUUAAGUACAAUAACAAUUUUUUCCAACUUAAUGCCUAUUAAAUGUUAUAAUGAGCGUAUAUCAUGAUGAAGUCGAAAUAGAAGAUUUUGAAUAUGAUGAUAACGGAGAGGUGUAUUAUUAUCCAUGUCCAUGUGGCGACCGUUUUCAAAUAUCAAAGGAUGAACUAAUACAAGGCGAAAUCGUUGCAAAAUGUCCCAGUUGUUCAUUAAUUGUAAAAGUGAUCUAUAAUUUGGAUUUCUUCAAAGCGGAAGUAGAUAAUUAUUUUCUCGAAGAAAAGACAAACGUUAAUUUAAUUAGAAACUGACUAUUAUAUUUUAAACUGAAUUUAAUUGCCAAAAAUUAUUAACUAAGACAAUGUCUUUUCUACAUUAUUUCUUGUAUAGCGUUGGUCCUCACUAGUAUUGUUUAUUCUCGUGCUUAAGUUAAAAUAAAUUAGAUGCUAUAUCCUAAUAACAACAAAAGGAAAAAGAUUGUACAAAAGUUUGUGACACUAAAUUUAACAUUUGCAUAAAUAUAGUAGAAUAAGUCUGCGUUCACCCGCAAAAUUUUGUUUAAAUUUCACAUAUGUAUGUACCUUAAUUAGUUUUUACUGAAAUUGUUUUCUGAUGUAUUAUGACCAAAAAAACAAUAAUAAAGUUUAAACAUAAAAAA
Teleopsis dalmanni is the source of this 665-nucleotide messenger RNA. RefSeq names its product DPH3 homolog (gene Dph3). Bases 64 to 318 code for a protein of 84 amino acids. Gene Ontology annotation, molecular function: metal ion binding. Gene Ontology annotation, biological process: protein histidyl modification to diphthamide. The transcript has 3 exons. Lineage: Eukaryota; Metazoa; Arthropoda; Insecta; Diptera; Diopsidae. The record is from RefSeq and is a predicted model, not a curated record.